UUUAUCUGUCCUAGAGCUUCAGCGAAACAGGAAAUCCCCUGACUGAGGGUAUAGCAUCUGUGUUGAUCUUUUGGUGAAUCUCUCGUUCUAUGCCCGUGGAAUGAUUGGGAUAUUUUCGACUGAACAACGUACGUACAUGCAAGUAAGUUGUUGUUAAAUAAUUAUUCAGUCUAUGUAAUAACCUCAAUUUUGACUGUAAUCUGUAUAAGAUGUAUAUUUGCCAAUUCAUAUAGCCUUACGCCUUUUAUAAACGAGGGGAACGGCAUCACGUCGACUCUGGCCAUCCAUUCGACUUGUAUAGGCAAUGUUUUUGACUCUGAACGCUUCAUUCUAGAACGAAACUGGUUAUAAUUUGUAUUAAGAGGGGUGAUUAAAGUUUGGCCACAAUACAGUAUGUUGCCCAACACUCAACAGAUUUUUCGCUUUUAUUUUUACGAUUUAUAGUGAUAUUUAAAGGUUAAAACUUUUACAAAUGAUAUAGUAUUAUAUUAAUUUAAAAGAUUGACCACUAAGUUUUUUAACAUUGAGAAUAAAUACAGUAUAAUCCCGCUAACUCGAAUUCGCUUAACUCGAAUUUAAUGCUCCCCGCUAACUCGAACAAAUAUUAAUUUGCCCUUGGCCUUAGUCAAAUUUACCUGGUUAAUUCGAAGUGUAUUUUUGAGACAUGGAUCGGCAAACCUCAAAAUGUCAGAACAUAGCACACUGUCAUUGACAAGCCGGAAGCUUGGAUUUCUAUUCAGAUUGAACAAUUUAAUCGGUAUAUAAUAUAUAUACAAACAUAUUACAAGUCGUUAAAGAGAUUAAAGGUUUUUGCCUCGGUCAUUCCUGACCAGCUUAUGAUGCCUUGUUACUCUGUUACUGUUAGGAGGGUUUGUACAAAGCUUGAAUGUCCUUGAAAGUCCUUGAAUUCGAGAACAAAAAUUCAAGGCCUUGAAAGUCCUUGAAUUUAUAAAGAAGUGCUUGAAAGUCCUUAAUAAAUUCUUCAUGCUUUAUAGUUUCUGGAUAUUUCCUGAAAGGCCCUGAAAUUGUUUCACAUGCAUUAAAAAACGAAGAUCUUGUUUAAAAAUUGAUUUUGUUUAUGUCCAACAAAACUGUUUGGAAUCAUCAAUCAUUAAAGUUGUGAUUUGAACAAAAGCUUAACGCUCGACUUAAUAACGUUACUCUUAGUAAUUUCUAACGCCUUCUUUUCAGCCCUUUUGUCCUUUAAUUUGCGAAUACAUGCCCUUGGAAAGUCCUUGAAUUUUACUCUUUUUGACCUAUCUAUAGUAUAGAGUGUAAGAACCCUGUGUUAUAGGGUGGGUAUGCAUGUCGCUUGUCUGAUUUUCAAAGCAAGUAUAAUGUCGCUGCAAGGCGCUGCUUGAAAAUAUUGCUAUCAAUGUCACAUUCAGAAUUUUUAAUUAGAGGGAAACCAAUAACAAAAUUCUGAAAGUGACAUGGCAGUCGGGUUUCUGCAGUAGAAUCUCACUAACUCGAACACUCAAAGGAAGCGAAAAAUUGUUCGAGUUUAUAGCGGGGGUUUGAGUUAAACAGAGUCGGUGUUCGAUUUUGUUUAUUGGAGACCUUUACUUUAGAUUGACGUUUACGGCAAUUUUGAUUUUACAACUCUAUUAUAACUUACAGCUUUUACACCAGUUUUGAAAUAUAUUAAGCAAUUAUUAAACUUGUGGUAUUUAACAAUGAUUCGGGAAAACAAAUUUAUAACCAUGCUGCACUAUAGUCAUGUAUUCACCAAAGCAGUAAAUUAAGAUUUAGCGUUUGAAGUUUACGUUUGGCGUAUAAAUUUCAUGCUUUAAGUUUAACGACUGUACAAGCCCUCGUAGCAUGCAGUUCAUACAAGCAUAAAAUUUAUACGCCAAACUCAUAUUCAAACGACAGAUCUUAUAAUUUACUGCUUUGAUGAAUACGUGACUAGUGGUUAAUUUACUUUCUUAAAUCAUUGCUAAAGAGCACAAGUGACAAGUUUAAUAUAUUUCAUAGUUUAAAGGUGAUCUACAGUCCGUAUGUAAACAAAGCCUUUGUUUACAUUUUUGUGUCCAAAAUAUUGAGCUUUAUUUGACAACUAUUUAUAUUUUCAAGCUUCUAGAGUAUAAUAAAUGAUCAAGAAACAACAAUCAGGCUUUUCGAGAACUUAAAACAUAGUUAAACUGUUUGUAUCAUAAAAAGUGGGCUCAUUUGUGCACAUGCGCAGAUCGGACUGUAGAUCACCUUUAAUAUAUUUCAGAACUGGUGUAAAAGCUGUUAUAAUAGAGUUGUAAUAUCAAACACUUCUUAAGCGGUUUGACGUUUGCCGUAAACGUCAAUCUAAGGGUCUCUUAAUAUUAAGGUAUAGUCGUUUUAUUAUUCAUCGAAAUUGUGAGUGCACUCUAAUGUCUGUAUCGAGAACUUUAUACAUUUACAAAGUGACGUUUCGUCAAGAUAUCUUCAGAUUUAUUUUGUGUUAAUUAAGAUGAAACAUCACUUUUAAUAAAACUUUUAUAUACAAUUGUGUGUAUCGUACUGUUUAAAGUGUUAUAUCCUGGGCUCUUAGUAGUUAGUUUCAUUAUAAGGAUCAGUUGCUAGUAUUUGUUACUGUGAGGAAAUGAUAGAUUUCAUGUCCUGAAUAUAAACUAUAGGCUUUAGCUAUAGGCUAUAGCCGCAAGCCGUGAUUGACUGUAAUUUUUAUCUGUGAAACAGUGAAAUGAGAAUAUAUUUAAGGCCAACAGAGCAAUGGACAGAGCAUGUGUUUUUACUAGAAUAUUGUACCUUUAUUAAGUUUUUAACCUUUAAUUUAAGUGGCAGUACACUCUGAUGCGCCCUUAUUUUACACCGUUUAACACCAGACGGUUUUAACUCGUCAAGGGGAGAGUGCUGCCACAUGAGUUAAUCAAAGGAAAAAAACAAAGUGAUAUUGAUGUAAUAUUGUGUUUUCCAGGGUUGAUUUGACAACUAUUGAUCACAGGCUAUGAUCUGUUAUCAAAUAUAUAACAUAAAUCAAAGCAAAUAUGGCCAGUAAUGAUCGUCAGCCAAAGAAAAGAAAGCACAGGCCGCUUUCUGUCAAGUUAUUUCUACUUGACCCUGAUAACCCGAUCACAAAAAUUACAAAAGGAACAGGUUCAAAGAAAACGAUAAAGCAGUUAAUGCAGAAAGGAUGUGGACCUCCUCAACGAGGUAAUAGAAUGUGACAAUAAUGAAUACUCUCCAAAUACAGUGGGUUGUAUUAAGGGUGCACCGCGGAUAUAGUAUCUGGCUGGCAAAAUCAUACUAUCCGGUAUCCGGCCGGAUAUUCGCUAUUAUCUGGCCGGAUACUGAAUAAUUUGUUUUUCCUGGAGUGUACUAGAUUUCAGUUAAUUGAAACAUAAAAAUUAACAAGAAAAAUACACAACGAUACAACCAUGCAGGGGCGUAAAUUUCUCUAAAUUUUACCUACCGUAUUUACUCGUUUGAGCGCCGCGGCGCUCUUUAAAUUUUCAGAGCUUUAGAUGCGGGGCUCAAUUGGGGGCGGCGCUCAAUCGAGUAAAUAUACGGUAUACGUUUUAAUCAUUAUCACUCAUAUUUUUUAGUUUUUAUCUCAGAAGAAUUCCACUACUUUGCCAGACAACACGGCCCAACACUAGGCAAAAUCUGAUAUUUGCGAAGAUAAUGCAGUCGGAAUGUUUUUAGAUAUACGGCAAAUCUGGUAUCUGGCCAGAUAGUUAGAAUUACUAUCCGGUGCACUCCUAGGUUACAUUUAAAUGCAAGAGCGCACUUAGAGACUUAUGCAUACUUACCAAUGCAGGGAUAUUUUCAAGCACUUUGGUCUACUACCGUUUUUCAGAAGAAGAUUGAGUUUCUUUUGGGGGGAGGACUUCAAAAUAUUUUGUUGUCAGGGGCGCACAUUCCAAAAUAUUUUGGAGGGGUAUAAAAUACUUCGGGACCGACUUUUUGCGUGUUUACAUUUUGGAACGGGAAGUUCCACGAAGCGCCACCACGGUUGGCGCCGAACGGAAAAAUGUUGAAGCUUUGAAGUUUCUAGAUCGUCGGAAAUGGCAUUUUUAUACUGUAGUUUGGACAUCAGCUGCCUGUAGAACACAGAAAGGAAGUUUAUUCGGGCAGUGUAUAAUGGCAAUUAGCAAUUCUGUAACCUUACUUAUUAUUUUUUUGGACACUGUACAAAAAAUAAAUCUCACGGAAACAAUAAUUUUGCGUAGUGUUUGUACCGGAUGAUCGGGACCGACAAAUGGUUCAAUUGGGCCCAACUUUUUGGACUAUUUCUCAAAAUUAUGGGCGUGUCACACCCCUUCACACACCCCGUAAUGUGCGGCCCUGUUUGUGGUACACAUUUCUAGUGUGCAUGGGCAUGAGUAUUCCUCUACGAGAUUUUGUAUCUUAGAAGUGAAACAGAUUGAGUAUUUACUACCGUAUACCGUUGGUAGAGAAGUGCUUGAAAAUAUCCCUGCAAUGAGCAAAUUAAGUCAAAUAGUCACUCGAAAAACACACUGGUUAAAAUUUUCUGGUUAACCUAGAAAUAACACUAUUUGGGUUUAACUUAAUAUUAGACAGAUUUAUAGAUCGAGGACGCGGACGUCCAAGACGACGUGAAAAUGGCGUCAAAUUGGCGUGGCAUAUCCAUAUAUACAUGGGCACAACACGCCAUUUUCACGUCGUCUUUGAUCGACGUCCGCGUCCUCGAUCUAAAUCUGUCUAUUCUUGGUUAAAUUUCGGCCUGGUUAUUUUAACCUCUUUCCUACUAUAAUCUGGUUAAUUUGACCAAGGCAAUCUCGUUAAAUUAACCAGGGUCUCUGGUUAUAGCGUAGUUUGCUUUUUUGAACAAGGACAUCCAUCCAAUGGACCUAUAUUACCUACUGAACAAAAUUUUGAUCUAGACAAGUCUAGACAAACAUUUCACCACAGCUUGAAAGAGCAUCACCAAAUUAGUAAUAUUCCGAAGUUUCGUUGCGAAAUGUUGUAAAAUGUGGAUAAUAUAGUCCAGUGAAGGUUGCCGUUUUUCAGUCAUUUUGUAUUACGCACGGGAAAUUGAUACCGCUUUCUGAAAAAAGAUAUCAAUUUCCCGUGCGUAAUACCAAAUGACUGAAAAACGGCAAAUUUCGCAGGGCUAUAUUAUCCGCAUUUUACAACAUUUUGCAACGAAACUUCGGAAUAUUACUAAUUUUGUGAUACUCUUUCAAGCUGUGAUAAAAUGUUUGUUCAUUAGGUAAUAGACCCAUUAAGUCAUUAACAGCAAUGUUUUCACUUCAAAGCCAAAUUGCAUAUACAGCUCCGUAAUUAAAAUAGUAAUUGUAUAAGUAAGGCCUGUUUUAUACGUCGAAUUUUGGUCGCGUCGAAUGUAAUUAAGACAAUAGAUAAUGAGAUGAUAAACUCAUUAAGCUUCAUUAUCUAUUGUUUGAAUUGCAUUCGACGCGACCAAAAUUCGACGUAUAUAAAACAGGCCUAAGACAGUAUUUUAUACAAGCUUUUAGAUAACAUUAUUCAUUAGAAAUAGUUUUCUCAAACUCAUUAAUAAUUCAUAAGGCAAAAACAAAAGAAAUUAAUGUUUAAUCGGUGUUUUGAAACUGGAAGAAAACUGUCUUGAAAGCAGGUGGGGGAUUUGAAAUCUCCAGGGGUCAGCGAGGCUGAUUAAAUAUUCAUUUUCAAACUACUAGUAGUUUGAAAUUUUUCAAGCUACUAGUAGUUUGAAAUAUUUCAAGAUACUAGUACACUGAAAUUAAGCUACAGAUUGUUCUGCUAUUAACAAAACUAUACAAAGGUCAAAGCAAAAUUAAACACACUUCUGCACACAUAUAAUAAUCUUUAACUAAUAACACGAAUAUCUCGCUUGUUCUGCAAUCACACUUAACGAUUAUAGUAAUUUAUAGAUACACUACACUCUACAGUUGGAUAUAUUGGGAGGCUGAAAUGCUCCCUUUUUAUGACUCGCAACUUUUUCGGCUUUCUCGACUGGUGCAUGCAGUUCAACAACUCUUGAAUCGCUAGGUAAUCUUCCAUAAACUGAAACUCAUCAGUCAAACUCAAAAAUAUGUUUUCUGUCUUACUCACCUUGCUGAGACCGCAAUAUUGUCAGCCAAUACUUCGCUUUCAUUCGUUAAAACCUUGAAACCGUUCUCUGCCAUGUCUCGCACUCUCGCUUGCAACAAUCUGUUGUACACGCUUGUCGCAUGGCAUAGCAUUCGGCAUUCGCAGCAUAUAAUUCUCAAGUAAAAAUAUUCAUGCGUAAAAUAUUGCAUAAAUGAUGAGUUUGAGAAGUCAGUUCAAAUACUCGACCUCGAACUUUACCGGGAUUUUAGCCUGCGAGCAGGCUCUCUGGGGAAAGAGAGCCUGCAAGGAUCCCUAUGAUGAUUGCGUGCCACCCUUCAAUUAUGAUGUCACAGGUCAAUUAAUAACAACCAAUCAGCGCAGACCGGAAUACACUACGAUAUUUUAAACAUAAACCGAUUCGUUUCAAAUUCGUUAAUAGUUUCGUAUACAGACCGCCACUGUGGCAUACUAAAAAGUUAAAACGGCUCGAGGUUUUACAGAGCAAUAUAUCAAGUUGUACUUUUUAUUACAAUCUGCAUGUGUUUCUCCUGUAGGCACAGUAAGUUUAAAGUUGUAUAUUACACGCUAACUAAUUCAGUUAUUUGGAAUUGCUUCGUGCUGCAAUAUAUAAUAUACACUGUAUACAGUUUAUAUAUAGUAAUAAUAUAACUUACUGAAAUUUAUGGCUUUGGUGAGACAUAGACAUAUAUGAUAUACCAUGGACAUUGGACAUAAUUUAAUAAUAUGUUUAUAGUUUAAAUUUUGCAACAAAAAGUGGAAUUGCAGUAAACAUGCAUGUGAUAAUUAUUGUAAACAAAGUGACGAGUAAAUUACUGUACAUUUUAACGCCGCAUACUUAUAAAUAUUAAAUAGUCAGUAUAACAUUGUAAAACAAGCUUAAUACACACAAUAUGCACUGAAUAUUAUCAGAAUUCCCAAUAUUGUUUCAUAAAAGAGAAGCGAUAUAAUGCCUUGUCCCUAGUUUCGGUUUGCGAAUUUGUGCAGUCUUUCUCAAGAAUUAUUCUUAGCUUAGGAGUCAGACAAGCCAAGGACACAAUAAAGCAUGCAAGCUUUUAGUAUUCGUCUUUAUAUGAAUACUAUAUUAAUUUACAGUAAAAAGUCAACCAGGAUCAAAAUACAUGACACUUUUAUCUCUACAUUGCCGCAAUUCCGAAGCUUUGCGUUGGUCGGUUUUACAAACGGGAAGUGCAAGUUUAUGGAAGCUUGUCAAUCACUUCAUAUGAAUCAGUUAUCAACCAAUCAGAGCACUGCGUCCAAAUAUUGGACGCAUGCACCGAAUCAUCAAAGGAUCCUUGCAGGCUCUCUUUUCCCAGAGAGCCUGCUCGCAGGCUACCGGGAUUUCAGAGUCCUCGAGCAUUAAAAAGGCUUGCCUGCGGGCUCGCCUUUUCAAAACGCUCUCGGACUUUGAAAUCCCGGUAAAGUCCUCUGUCUGGUAUUCGAACUAUUACUUAAGUCUUAAAUCAUUGAUCAUUUUGUUUUGGUCCGGAGAUGAAUAAUGCAAAGUUCAAUUUUUCUGUUUGCCGAUUGGUGAAAACCGUGUCACGUGCCGGUCCACAAAACGUCAUGCUCGGCAACCGGUCUGCAAUCAAACAUUAUUUAUUGACCGGUCAAUAAUAAAAUGGGUGCAAUACGCAUGCGUGUCAACCACGAAGUUCCAAAGUUCAUUUUUUAAACUUUUUACUAAACAUUUACGGCGUUCCGUUUAUCCAGUUUUGGUUUCAAAUUAAGGUUCACUCCAAUAACCGGUGAGUCCAAUAACCAUUACGUCAUAUCAUCGGCAUCACAUCAUAUCAUCGGCAUCAUUCAAUAAUUGUUAUAGUAUCAUAUUAUUAGCAGUGGUGAGGAUCCGUGUUUACCAAUCGAAAGCUUUGCAAGUAUUGAGUUUUUUAUGAACCUGUCCAAACCUGCAAAGAUCUUACAAUGUUUCUUUGUUCUAGAUAUCGUUGUGUACCCAUGGAAUACCUCCGACCAAAAUGCGUUACGUACCAAUCCAACCAAAACCUGAUUUGGCAGUUCUUGCAAGUGUAGGUGUCGCAACUGCAUCAAGUAAAAAUGUGGUCACGUCUGUUGCCAUGCCAACCAAUUGUCAGUUACCAUUAUCCGGUUUGACUGGAAUUGAUUUGAGGCAGUUGUUGUGUAACAACACGCCAGCGCUAGAUUUGUCAUUAUCGUCAAUUGUUGUUGCUCCGCCUGAAUCAACAACACCAGUUCAGAAUUCUGGUAAUAUGCUAACACAAGGACCAUUGUCAGCUGUUACUUUCCUAAAUGAAUCGUGGCCACCAGUUAGCGUUUCUGGGAAUUCAACUGCGCAUGGUUCAUCCCUAGCAUUAGCUAUAGAUUCUGGGACUGAAACAAUACCACCAGUUCACAGUUCUGGUAAUAUUGUAACACAAAGUCAGGUACCAACGUUGAUCACUGUUUCUCAGGCUGCAUCAAGCCCACCAUUUCAUAGCUUACAGUAUCAAUCCAACCAUUUGUCACAGUUACCAGUAUCGGGUAUGACUGGAAUUGAGUCGAGGCAGUUGUGUAACUCAACAGCACUAGAUUUAUCAGUAUUAGCAAAUGUUGUUGCUCAGACUGAAUCAACAUUAUCAGUUCAGAAUUAUUCAGAACUUAUACACGAAUCGAUGCCAACAGAUAGCGGUUCUGGGAAUUUAACUGAGCAAGGUCCAUCAUCAACGUCAGAUAUAGUUCAUGACACUGAAACAAGUCCAGCAGAUCACAGUUUUGGUGAUAUGGUAACAGAAAGUCCAGUUCUUUCUGAAGCAACAAAUUUGGAGCAGCCUACGUCUGACACUCUUUCACCUUUUACUGUUGAUAAAUUUCACCAAGCCGUCGAGGAAUUGUCACAGAUCUUGAAAGAUGAUUCGAUGAAUGUUGAUACCAACACGAACAUGAUGGAAGCAACAGAGACUGGAUCCCAACCAUCAAAUGAGGUGCGUGACGCUCAUGACCAUUUAUCCACUCCAUCCCCCAACUUUUCUUCUGGUUCUCCUGCAUCCAACAAGUCGGUGCUGUCUCCUAUUUCGGAUGUCUUUUCAGAUAUAGAUAACAAAAUGCCACUUGAACAGUAUGUAGAUUCGCUGAGCAGCACUGAGGAGAGUUCAAACAUGCAGGUUCCUGGAACUACAACAUGCCAAGUAGGAGAAGGAGAAGCACAUUUGAAGCGAUCCAGAUUUGACACACCUUCACAAAUCGCCCCAUUGAGUUCUGCUGAUGGAGCUGAACAAAACCUCUGCCUGGAGAACCUGAUCGAAGAUUCUAGAUUUGACACACCUUCACAAAUCGCACCGUCGAGUUCUGCUGAUGGAGCUGAACAAAACCUCUGGCUGGAGAACCUGACCGAAGAUUCUAGAGUUGACACACCUUCACUAAUCGCCCCGUUGAGUUCUGCUGUUGGAGCUGAACAAAACCUCUGGCUCGAAACUAUGUCGAGUGCCUUCCCACAUAUGCUUGAAAUAACAAACAGUUCAAACGUGCAGGUAUAGAUAUUUGUUUAUUUAUUAGAGAAUGGAUCAUAUUUUGAGUGUACUAUCUGUUCUAGUUUUUACGUAACAUUGAAUCGCACGGAGUAACUCUUAAGCGUUUAUUAAUUUCAUAAUAAUCACUAUUUAUAUAAGAAAUAUUAUAGACUAACAUGGAAAGGUCUAUGUUAUUUUACAUAUUGUUUUACCGUAGUACCUUACCAUAUACUAUCUUUCUUUACAGAGAAACGUAUUAUCAGGACCAGAAGAAUGUAAGUUGAGUUACUUGUCCAAAAUUGUUUAGUUUACUGUUUAUUUGCCACGGACUGUUUUUAUGAGCCACUAACGCAUUUUAAUACGUUUGGCAUUAUCUAAAAGCGGCAGUGUUUAAAAUAUUCAAUUCAAAGAGAUUAUCAAAAAACAAAUGGGCAUUUUGGGGAAAAUCGAGGAAAAAUUGAAGGUAGUGGGGGCCUCUGAUUACAAGUCCCGGAUGUAAGGUCGCACGCCAAUUGGCUACGUUGAAAUUAUCGUAACAACACUGUCCUGACUGCCGCAUCAACAACAAAUCAAUAUGAACGAAGCUAAGGGGCCGACCAUUUAACUUUUGAGGGAGGGGUGAUUUACUGCUGGCAGGGAAUUUUUUUCUGGGAUCGUUAUGUGCAAGAUAUUUUUUCCUAUCCUAUCACCAUAUACGAUUUUUUUGCCACUCUCUCUUUCGCAGCAUUUUUUUUCAAUAGCUUAUACUAUUUAGAUUCUUUAAUUAUAGUUAACGUUGAGUUUUCUAGCUUCAUGCAUUGCUUUUAAUAAUACAUAUUGCUAUGAGGUAUAACAUUUGGUUCAGGGCCUCUUUUAAGGAUGUGUAACUGGAGGGGACAUAUUUAGUGGGGGACCUGGAGAAGUUCCAGUCGGCAAGUCUGUAUCACUGCAGCUACCUGCAGCAUAUAUAUGCAUGGUUUAACUAAUAAAUAUACGUCAUAGGGCAGCAGAUCAGGCCAUAACUAGGAUUCUGAGACAACCGAGUCAACCACCGAAGGUGCGGGCCUCUAGAGGGGUCUGGGGGGGGGUGAAGCUCAGAUAAGCUAUUUCCAGCAUUUUGAGGAGUUUUCCAACAAGAAAUUAACCUUACACUAGUCCCUGAAAAUCAAACCAGCUGAUCUUCACUGGUCAAAUCACAGAAAUUUGGUAGAAAGAAUUCCUGUGUGAUCCAUUUUAUUCUUAAUUUAAUGACUAGAAAAUACAUGCAUGCAGAAACCCUCGCCUUGCAGACAAAACCUUUUUAUUUUCCGAACGUGAAGUAUUUUAAGUAGUUGUCAUGGUAACACGAUAAUUUUUUAAGAAUAUUUUUACAAAUGAAAAAUCCCCUAUAAAUAUCACUUUUAAUUACAAAGUUAUCAAUUUCCUAAACAUAUAUAUGUUAGGUAUGUUAUUAUACGUAAUAUAAGCUUGAAUUUAAGGUAAAAUUCAACCACAAACGCUUCGCAAAACGUUUUAAAAUGUUAUUUUACUAUAGAACUAAACUGCCUUUAUCGAUAAACUUUGAGUUCGUAAUAAAAUGAUUCCAAAUUCUCCCAUGCAAAUAACUUUGCUUAGUAUAUAAAUAAAAAGUGUAAUCAAUAAAGAAACACUGAAAUAAUACGCUGUCUUGUUUCAUAUUGAUACACAACGAUCGGCUUUUAAAGUAAUUUCAGUAGGUAUGUUAUUAUACGUAAUAUAAGCUUCAAUUUAAGGUAAAAUUCAACCACAAACGCUUUGCAAAACGUUUGAAAGUGUUCUUUUAAUAUAGAACUAAACUGCCUUUAUCGAUAAACUUUGAGUUCGAAAUAAAAUGAUUCCAAAUUCUCCCAUGUAAAUAACUUUGCUUAGUAUAAUAAAAAGUGUAAUCAAUAAAGAAACACUGAAAUAAUACGCUGUCUUGUUUCAUAUUUUAUAUAGGCAACGAUCGGCUUUUAAAGUAAUUACAGCCGAGAUUACAGUAUAUUAAAAGCAAACAAUGCAUCAGUAUUUAAAACAAACUUACCUUCGUUAACGUGGGCACCUUUACUUCCUUCUUUUAGCAAUCGUCUUGCCUUUAAUUCAUCAAAAAUCCUUUGCAAUUUACAAAAUCUUGCAAAAAUGAAAUAUAUUUGCAAGAAAUCAUCAAAUCAAUUUCGCUGUCGUCAAUCGUCAUGCAGCCGUUAUAAUUGCCAAUUUUAAAUUGGACCAAUCAGUGUUGGCUAUUCAUUACAGUCCGCUGUAUUAUGAGAUCAGUGAGGAUGACCACCCACCGAAACACGCACAGUGAUCCACGCCCGCGAUAUUUGAUGAACUUUAGACUUCCCUAAUGCUUUCGUUUCCCCGGGUGUAAAUAGCCGGGGGGAAUUAGUACCCUCGCACGGCGCUUCGCGCCGCCGGCUCGGGGAUUAAAACUUGGCAUUUGGCAAUUGUUAUUUCACAGCAUUUUGCUAAAUUUGCUAAUUACUAAGUUUUUUUCUUCAUGUUUUUACGAUAAUAAAACGCUGCUGGUAAGGCGAUGUUGCUAUGGAGAUUACAACGUAGGCAAUAGGCAUACAUUUUUUCCAUCCGGGACUUGAAUUUGGCCCCAUUAGCAAGCUUCAAUUUGUCCUUUUCGUGUGACAGAAUUUAUCCCGCAAUGUACACACUAUUCUUUUAUAAUCUCUAUGAUCCAAUUUGCGACAGAAAGCUCAGGCUUGGCUUAUGCCCGCAUCAAGCCUUUGCUCGCGCGAGAAAGGGGAAAAGGGAAGGAAGGAAUGAACAAGUUUGCUUGAGCAAGCGAUGUUUUUGUCAACAUCGACUCAUCAGAUUUCCGAUGUGGGAACUGGAAUAAAAACUGUGUUUGUGUCAGUUUGUGGUAAUCUUCAACACAUAUGACAAAACAUAAGAUUUUUAAAGUUUUUUGGUUUCUUACACUAGCGCUAUGAUGCAAAAUGCCGCCAAAAUUUGUUAUACCAAUUUUUGGGUGAUGUGCGUGUUGACAAAAAUGUCGAUUGCUUGAGCUCACUAUAUUAUUAGGUCACAACGCCUGCUAUGCAGGCUAGGUCACAAGCGGUUUUCCCUAAAGGCGAUGUUCAUCUCACACGGAGCAAUUUUCAAUGUAAAUGAAGUUACACUAAUUUUUUUUUUUUAAUUUUUUUUUUAUCUGCUUUAUUGAAUACAAUAUUAGUAGAAAUAUUUACAAGUUUUAAGUCCAAAGGAGAUAGCGCAAACGGGACAACGAGACCCAUGCUAGGCGCAACCCAUAACUAAUAUUAAACUAGUAAAAGUAUCCCCCUUCCCAAAAAGAAAAGAAAAACCCAAAACAAACCCCAACCUAUAAAUUUCACCAGUGGUGGAUUUAUAGGAGGGUGUGCAGGGGUGGCCUUGGUCAGCAGGGGUGCAUAAAAUUAAACAAAAUCUUGCUUUUAAAUGUUUGAGGUAUUCAGAGUUUGUUAUCAGUCUUAGACUAAUUUAAGUUUUGGAAUUCAAGGCAGCACCACAGCACUACAGUUCAAAAUACUAAGUCCAAUAUUAAUAUUUUUUAGUUUGGUGUUUAAAUAAAGCAAAUUCUUAAUUUUGCUGCAAACGUCUAACAUUAUAAGUAUUUGAUAAUGAAAAUAAAAAAUACAAAAGCAAUCAAAUAUUCAGAUGUGAAAAAUUUCCAUUUUGUCUUUCACACAAUCACAGCUAAUAUAUGAAGAGAAUCGGGUAUUUAUAUUUUGUAUAAUUAUUAAAUUAUAUUUAUUUAACAUCUGUAAAUUGUAACCAAGGAAUUGCUUGUGGCCAGUGCUGGGUUCGGUUGCUUAGCGUCUCGCCCAGCACUUCCCUAAAACGCCUUGCUGGAUCCAGCACUGAAUUUCAUCGGUCCGGGAACCCGUUGCGUUUCCAGUCGUCGUGAAAAUUGUUCCGUGUAACAUUGCCUCACUAUAAACUGUGGUUUGUUUGGUUUGUUUAAAUUCAAAUUCAUACUGUCUCCAACUGCCAGCGGGAAAAUAUUUGAAUAUAUUUGUUAAUUUGAGUUGUUAACGACUUCCGGUUUACUACAAAAAUAAAGUAAGACGCGAAUAUGUUUUGGCCAAAUGCUAUUGUGUUCUUCCAUCUGGACAUCGUAUUUAUUUGAAUUAAAAAUUAUUGCUUCUACCAUUUAUGAGGAGGAUCGAAAGGACAUCAAGUUUUUUCAGCUUUUUUACACCUGGGUCUAUAGAUCAUUUGCUGAAUUACUGUAGCGUAGCGUUAUACAGGCAUAGCCUCAACUUCAUUCUUUGAUUUAUUUUGAAUUUUAUUCAGCCUUACGUAAUAUUUUAAGUUUCUGUCUGCUUUCAAAAUAUGGAAUUCGGGGCUAUAUACGUGUUACGCCCCAGUAAUUCUGCAAAUGGUCAAUGGUUUAACGAAAAAACUUGUAGGUCUAUAAUCUGGCGCACAUGCACUUCGCGAAAUAUUGACGGGGGGAGGGCGUAUUUAGGUUGCGACCACGUCACCACCCUUUUGUUGUUGGUCAAAAUAUUCUUAAAUUCCAUGCAAAUUUGCUUAAUUUAAUUUAAUUUAUAUACUCUGCCAGUACUUUCGUGAUUGUAAAACUGCUUUGCUAUAUUCUAAGGCGAAUGUGUUGCUAUAUUCUAAGGUGAUAAUUGUGCGGUUUUUUAGAGUUAUGUAAGUAUAUAACAUGACCACUCAGUUGAAGAGGAUAUCGAUUUGACUUGAGAAAAUACGUAUACAAAUGCGAGUUUCCGCGUGCCACUUUUUCUUUUGGUGACCUCAAUCACGAAGCAAUUCACUUGAAAUUUUUAUGGUCAUGCAAAUAUUUGCAGGUGUCCUCUUCGCCCUUGCUUUAUUGCUCGUUACAGCUCUCACAUGCAUUCCUUCUUUUAUAGUGCGCACUAUUGAUACGUUUAUGAAAAAUGUUAAAUCAACUGGAAAUCUGGAGGUAUCGUUGGCAGUCCUCGAUAAUGAUGCUCUCUUAAAGAAGCUGAAUGAAUCUACAAUCGAAAUUCAUACUGUAGAGAUUCAAUCAACGUGUAAGGUACACCAAGUUCUAAGAAAAUAUUCUUUACCGUUUUGUCUAAAAGUCCUACGUAUUAAUGAAGACAACUUAAAUUUCGAGGACAUUUCUGAUCUAGUUAGAUCUCUUAAUAGCGUCAAUGGCUUACACGAGUUAUAUUUAUCUCGUACUAAGUUUAAGGAAAGUAGCUUCUUUGCUUUUAUGUGUUUACUUAACAAUUGUAAAGAUCUAAAAAGUUUGUUUUUAACUGAUAAUGGCUUGACUAAACAAGAAAUAACGUGCUUAAUAACUGCAUUUAACAUAAUAAUUGAAAAUUUAACUUUAUCUAAAAGUAACCUUACUGAAACACAAGCAAAUGACAUACUGCAAAAACAUGGACAAGCUGAGAACAUUGUUUCUUUAGACUUAUCACAAAACGCAAUACAGGGAAACGAAAUCAUCAUUGGGAUUUGUCAACUGCAAUCACUCGAAGAACUAAAUCUUUCUCAUAACUACAUCAGAUUUUCCCCUUUACCUACUUUAGAGCAGAAACGGGACAAUUUGUCAGAAAACACAAAAAUCAUAUCAUUGGCCUCCAAUAACAUGUUGCCUGUCGAUAUUUGCCAAUUUCGUUCUCUAAUCUUAUCGAACCUACUGAAACUUAACUUGGAUUUUAAUCAUGUUGGUAAUUCCAUUUGGUCGUUAUGUUCACUAGGUCUAAGGAUUAAGCAUUUGAAAGUGUUAAGUUUAGCGAGUACUGAUAUUUUUGGUGCUGUUGAUGGUUUAGCAAACCUACUUUCUUUAGUAAGAAAACUUGAAGAACUGAAUUUAUCGUCGAAUAAUCUUAUGGCGAACGAUUUUCGGGUUCUUCAGUCACCCUUAUCAAAAUUGACUCAGUUGAAAACGUUGAAUUUAAGCAACAAUCCUGAAGGAAUUUCAGCUCUUUUGCAAGGGAUCCUGCCUUCGUUGAAAUACCUGGAAGAGUUAAGGCUAAGUAAUACACACUUAAAUAGCGAAGAUUUGAGCAAAAUCUGUGAUUCACUUGCAUCCUUAAGUAGUCUAAAAUAUCUUGACUUGAGCAUGAAUGCUAUCGGUUCAGAUGGAUCAAGGACACUUGCUGACAUUUUGAAAGGAUUUCCGUUAUUAGAGGGGCUAGACAUAAGUAGAUCGUAUAUCAAGGAAGAUGACAUAAGUGUCUUGUGUAAGGGUUUAGUUCCAUUAAAGAAGGUUAAAUAUUUGAAUUUGUCAGGCAAUCAUUUUGAAGUUUUAGACGAUAAUUUGUUUUUACCUCCGACGUUGGAGGAGUUGAUUUUCAGUGAUAUCUUCACUCAUGGCGAAAAACUCUUUGCCAAAAUGAAACAGCUUGCGUUUCCUAAAGUUAUAAGUUCCUCAGAAUCAUUAAGAUAUUUGAAAAAUCUUGAUCUGCACUGCACUAAAAUUCGUAAACCUGUAGGCGUAGAAGCUUUAGCUCGCGUGUUAUCAUCACUGCAGUUGUUGGAAAAGCUAGUGUUGGGACGGAUUUACAUUAAUGAUAGAUCGGUUGUCAAAAACAACUGGUUGCCGCAGUAGGAAAAUUGAAAUAUCUCAAGGAACUUGGUUUACAUUACACUUAUUUUACCAAAACUGGCACAGAAGCUUUAGCUGACGUGUUACCAUCACUGCAGUUGUUGGAAAAGUUAGUGUUGGGACGGAUUUACUUUGAUGAUGGAUGUCAAAAACAACUGUUUGCUGCGAUAAAAAAAUUGAAAUAUCUCAAGGAACUUGGUUUACGUUACACUUAUUUUACCAAAACUGGCGCAGAAGCUUUAGCUGACGUGUUACCGUCACUGCAGUUGUUGGAAAAGCUAGUGUUGGGAGAUAUUGCCUAUGGAUGUCAAAAACAGUUUGCUGCGCUAGAAAAAUUGAAAUACUUCAAGGAACUUAUUGUAUUGCGGACUCGUAUUACCCAAACUGACACAGAAGCUUUAGCUGACGUGUUACCUUCACUGCAGUUGUUGAAAAAACUAGUGCUGGGAAGGAUUGACGCUUACAAUGGAUGUGAAGAACAACUGUUUGCUGCGCUAGGAAAAUUGAAAUACCUCAAGGAAAUUAAUUUCCAAUGGACUGGUAAUAUCAAAACUGACCCAGAAGCUUUAGCUGAGGUGUUACCAUCACUGCAGUUGUUGGAAAAACUAGCGUUGGGAUCGAUUAACUUUGCUGGUAGAUGUCAAAAACAACUGUUUGCUGCACUAGGGAAAUUAAAAUACCUCAAGGAACUUAAUUUCCAAUGGACUCGUAUUACCCAAACUGGCGCAGAAGCUUUAGCUGAUGUGUUACCAUCACUGCAGUUGUUGGAAAAGCUAGCGUUGGGAAAGAUUGACUUUGCUGAUAGAUGUCAAAAACAACUGUUUGGUGCGCUAGGAAAAUUGAAAUACCUCAAGGAACUUAAUUUCCAUUGGAUUCGUAUUACCCAAACUGGCGCAGAAGCUUUAGCUGAGGUGUUAUCAUCACUGCAGUUGUUGGAAAAGCUAUCCGUGGGACGUUUUUCCUGUAAUGAUGCAUGGCAAGAACAACUGUUUGCCGCGCUAGGAAAAUUGAAAUACCUCAAGGAACUUCAUGUAUUUGAGAGUCAUAUUACCCAAACUGGCGCAGAAGCUUUAGCUAAGGUGUUACCAUCACUGCAGUUGCUGGAAAAGCUAGUGUUGCAGUGUACUUCCUUUCAUAAUGAAAGUGACCAAAGACUAUUUACUGCAUUAAGAUCAUCGAGUUUUUUGACGGAACUUCAUCUUGGAAGUAGUAUAGUUUCCGAAAAUGGUGCAGCCACUUUAACCUUUGUAUUACCAACCUUACCCAACUUAAAACGUUUUGGAUUACCUGAAACACUGAAAAGAAAACUGAAGGAAGAAAUGAAAUGCCUUGUUCCUGGAUUGAAGACAUGGUAG
Paramuricea clavata is the source of this 17348-nucleotide messenger RNA. Lineage: Eukaryota; Metazoa; Cnidaria; Anthozoa; Malacalcyonacea; Plexauridae. The record is from the annotation of a GenBank genome assembly.